This is a messenger RNA of Metschnikowia bicuspidata var. bicuspidata NRRL YB-4993, 306 nucleotides long. RefSeq lists its product as uncharacterized. The record is from RefSeq and is a predicted model, not a curated record. NCBI's taxonomy places the organism in Eukaryota, Fungi, Ascomycota, Pichiomycetes, Serinales, Metschnikowiaceae. The coding region runs from base 1 to 306 and encodes 101 amino acids. The transcript has a single exon.
AUGGAAGGACUUGCUGACAAAGUUGCAUCUUCCACUGUAAACGUGGGAUCUCACCGUACCUUUACAAAAUUCCCCGACCUGAAUGCUGAUGAUGAUUUGGGCGAAGAGAUACACUUCAUGGAGACAACCAAAGCUGAAACAAGGGAAUCACAAAUAAUGGUUCCUGGCGUGGUGCGAACGUCCACGACCAAAAGACAACUAGAUGACAUUGAAAGCAUAUUCAGUGACAAGCCGAGAAAGAAGAAGAAAGAGAAGAAGCAGAAAGAGAAAAAGAAGAAAAACGCUAUAGACGAAAUAUUUGGAUGA